AUAAGAUCCAACGAUUUUGGACGCAAUAUGUAAACCAAAGAUUGAGCUUUAAUAGAUACAGCCCCGCAUCGCAGUUGUUGUCAGUUUCAUUAUAUAGAAGAAUUUGAUUCCCAGCACCACAUGCACCAGUUCAUGCAUGUCCCCAGGAGCCAUCUCUCUCUGUUCGUCUCAAAACUCCUUAAAUUCACUCCCCUUCAACUCAUACAUGCACUUCUCCUCCAGAUUCCAUGAUGAUGAGCAAUUAUGGAGGCCAACGACUUCUAGUGGUCGACUGUUGCUAUUGCCAAACCCAAAUCCAGCUGCCUUCUGUGAGUCCGAUAUACAUCGUCGGCACAUCCGUCCGCUGCGGCCGCUGCUAUGCCAGUACCCGCGUCGCCUCUCCGGGCUUCCCCCGCUCCCCCCAUAGUGCCGUACCCUACUAUGCCCUUAUAAACCCACCACCACAUGCCUGCUUCCCCCAUACAUCACCAGGACCUCCGCCGAACGUGCAUGGGCGGAAGAAGGCGGUCAUCUGCGGGAUAUCGUAUAGAAACUCGAGGGAUGAGCUCAAUUGUUGCAUCAAUGACGCCAAAUGCAUGCGGUAUCUCCUCAUCACCAAGUUCAAGUUUCCAGAAGAUUCCAUUCUCAUGCUCACUGAAGAAGAAACUCACCCACAUAAGAUUCCAUAUAAAAACAACAUUAGAAGGGCAUUAUGUUGGCUUGUACAAGGAUGUCAAUCGGGGGACUCCCUUCUGUUUUACUUCUCCGGUCAUGGUUCACGGCAGAGGAAUUAUGAUGGUGAUGAAGUUGAUGGAUAUGAUGAAACCCUUUGUCCCCUUGACUUUGAAACCCAGGGUAUGAUUGUUGAUGAUGAGAUAAAUGCAGCAAUUGUUAGGCCCAUUCCCCAUGGGGUCAAGCUUCAUGCAAUUAUAGAUUCUUGUCAUAGUGGCACCAUACUGGAUUUGCCAUGCCUUUGCAGAAUGGACAGGGGUGGAAAAUAUGUAUGGGAGGAUCAUCGACCUCCAUCAGGCGUAUGGAAAGGAACAAGUGGUGGACAAGUUAUAUCUAUCAGCGGUUGUGAUGACCAUCAAACCUCUGCAGAGACAUCAAUCACAUCAACAGGUGCCAUGACUUUCUCUUUCAUCCAAGCAAUCGAGCGUGGACAGGCAGCCACAUAUGGGAGCUUACUCAUAUCUAUGAGUAAUACCAUUCGAAGUAUGGGUUCUGGUGGUGGUGGUGGUGGUACAUCUCUUGCCGGCAUGCUUCUAACAGGCGGAAGUGUUGGUGGUGGUAGGCUAAGACAGAAGCCUCAAUUAACUGGCUGCGAGCUGUUCGAUGUGUACACGAAACCUUUUGCCCUAUGAUCUUUUAUCUGUUAACACAGAUCAACACUUCAUGAUUAUAUCUCUCAAUGUAUUUUAGGCUUUAAAUAAUUGUGAAACUACUUGGUGAGUAAUAAAUUUA
Molecule: messenger RNA, 1443 nt
Organism: Rosa chinensis
Lineage: Eukaryota; Viridiplantae; Streptophyta; Magnoliopsida; Rosales; Rosaceae
Product: metacaspase-1
Exons: 5
Coding region: 228-1343 (371 amino acids)
Biological process (GO): proteolysis
Molecular function (GO): cysteine-type endopeptidase activity
Source: RefSeq, a predicted model, not a curated record